This is a messenger RNA of Scomber scombrus (Atlantic mackerel), 321 nucleotides long. RefSeq names its product parathyroid hormone-like. The transcript is spliced from 2 exons. Gene Ontology annotation, biological process: intracellular calcium ion homeostasis. NCBI's taxonomy places the organism in Eukaryota, Metazoa, Chordata, Actinopteri, Scombriformes, Scombridae. The coding region runs from base 1 to 321 and encodes 106 amino acids. The record is from RefSeq and is a predicted model, not a curated record. Gene Ontology annotation, molecular function: hormone activity. Gene Ontology annotation, cellular component: extracellular region.
AUGGUGUUCAUGGCACUCUGCAUUUUGGGCCUACACCUCUCUACUCUCUGUGAAGGGCGUCCUCUGAGAAAAAGGACGGUGAGUGAGGUCCAGCUCAUGCACAACCUGGGGCAGCACAAGCAGAUGCAGGAGCGUCGGGAGUGGCUGCAGAUGAGGCUCCGGGGCAUCCACACCGCCCCGGCCCGGGCUAGUGGGGAAGCGGGCCGGACGAGGAGGAGACUGCUUCCCGAGGACUUACCCGACCUGAGCGACCUGACACCGGAGGAGAUCCAGUACGCCUUAAACCUGCUGGAGAAGCUCCUCAGCUCUAAACAGUCUUGA